AUGAAGCUCCAUCCUUCACUGCUGAUGCUGCUCUGUUUAUUUAGACAUGGACUGAUGGAUGAAGUCAGGACUCCUGAGAAUACCUCUCCGGACAGCUCUUUUCAAUAUAAUGGCACCAGUACUCCACACCAGGAUACUGAGAAAUGCAACUUAAGCCUGGAGGCUCAGCAGGCAAUCGGUAGUGCUAUAGCUCAAUUGGGCCUAAAGCUAUUGAAGAAUCUGCAGCCUGAUCCCGAACACCCAAAUGUCAUUCUGUCUCCACUGAGUAUUUCUCUUGCACUUUCGCAGUUAGCUUUGGGUGCCAAGAAUGAGACUGAGAAGCGACUGUUAGGAGCUUUACAUGAAGAUUUGUUACCUGACUAUUAUAAAAAGUUAAGCUGCCUCCAAGAACAACUGACUGUCAAGGCCAUUAAAGUGGCCUCUCGUAUCUACCUCAAACCAGGCUUUGACCUGAAGAAGGACUUUCUGGAAAAAUCCUAUCAACUGUUCAAAUCGGCACCCACCCCACUCACUUCUGUCGAAGAAGUUAAUCAGUGGGUCGAGGAUGCCACCGAUGAUCACAUCAAGAACUUUUUGUCCAUUCUACCACCCAGUGUGGUCUUGAUGCUGAUAAAUGCUGUUCAUUUUAAAGGGGAGUGGAAGUCUCGCUUUGACCCACGCUUUACUGCCAAGGAUCUUUUCUACAUUGACAGACAGACCUCUGUAAAGGUGGACAUGAUGAUGGGAUCCAAAUAUCCUCUCAGUAUGUUUGUGGAUGGAGAGCAAGGCAUACAGGUUGCUCGAUUCCCUUUUCAGGGAACCAUAAGCUUCCUGGUAGUCAUGCCCAUGCCAUCAUUUAAUUUGUCAAGAGCACUUGCCAACCUCAACAUCUCCGAUCUGUAUCAACAUCUUCCAAGUGAGAAACCGAUGCUUGUCAAACUGCCCAAGUUCAAACUGGAAUAUAAACAGGAUUUGCAGCAAGCACUCACAAGCAUGGGUUUGGGUACACUAUUCUCUAGUCCGGAUUUAUCCGGUAUCUCAGUGGGCCCACUUGUAGUCUCUGGUGUGCAGCAUGCAUCCAGUAUCGAGUUAAAUGAGGAGGGAGCUGAGGCCUCAGCUGCUACCUCGAUCAUUCUGGUCCGCACGAUCCCCGUUUUCGCAGUCAACAUGCCGUUCAUCUUUGCCAUAGCAGAUGACGUCUCACACACACCUCUCUUCCUUGGCAUGGUCACCAACCCAAAUCCUGGAGCAACAGCUGAAUUAAGUGACGACCCAGAAAUCUUUCAUUUUUUGAGCAGCAACAUGCCAAGUGAUAAGCCACAGAAUGACGACCCGUACUGGGAUAACAUGCUACAUGAUGAGUUUCAGUGA
Neoarius graeffei (lesser salmon catfish) is the source of this 1350-nucleotide messenger RNA. It is a transcript of the gene serpinf2a, whose product is annotated as serpin peptidase inhibitor, clade F (alpha-2 antiplasmin, pigment epithelium derived factor), member 2a. Gene Ontology annotation, molecular function: serine-type endopeptidase inhibitor activity. NCBI's taxonomy places the organism in Eukaryota, Metazoa, Chordata, Actinopteri, Siluriformes, Ariidae. The record is from RefSeq and is a predicted model, not a curated record. Gene Ontology annotation, biological process: negative regulation of fibrinolysis; negative regulation of endopeptidase activity. The coding region runs from base 1 to 1350 and encodes 449 amino acids. The transcript has 7 exons.